CGUUGCCUCACACAUCGUGGCAAGGAGCCUGGCAAGCCAUGCGCAAGAAAACACGUGCUUCCGCUGUAAUCAUCCACAUUCAGUAAGGCACCAUGGAAAACGACCUAACUGCUAACAGAUAAGUCGAUCAUGGGUUUGACCAAGCAGUAUCUGCGAUAUCAACCUAGUGCUGUGUUUGGUAUUGUAGGAAGUCAGAAAUCUAACCUUGUAUUUCUUGACAUCCGAGGAACUAGAGGAAAGUAUUGUGCAGUUGGAGCCUGUGAGAAUGUCCUUAUUUGGGAUCUACGCACAGGAGAGAAGUUUAGCAUUCUGAAAGGCGACAAACACGAAGUAUCGAUUAUAUGUCGCUGUCCGGAUAAGCGUCAUCUGGCUGUGGGGUACGAUGACGGAACGAUUCACGUAUUCGACCCUACGUCUGGUGACCUACUCAUAACGUUCAGUGGACACAAGUCGGCUGUUACAGCUCUACGAUAUGACCGGCAGGGUCUGCGACUUGUAUCAGGAGCCAGGGAUACUGAUGUGAUUGUGUGGGACAUCGUCAAUGAGUCUGGCUUGUUCAGGUUGAAAGGUCAUAAAGGGCAGAUAACCCAAGUUUGCUUCCUGAAGGAAACUAAUGUGCUGGUCACAAGUUCCAAGGAUACAUUUAUCAAGUUUUGGGACCUUGACACCCAGCAUUGCUUCAAGACGCUGGUUGGACACCGCAGUGAGGUGUACGACUUUGUUCUGUUGAAAAAUGACCAUCGUCUGGUGACAGGCUCUUCUGACAGCGAGCUAAGGGUGUGGGACAUCACCUUUAAAGAGCAGGAUGCUGCAGAUGCUGCUGAGAGUCCAGGGAAGAAGUUGAAGCUGGACACAAGUGAAGAUGAAGAAGAUGAGGAGAGGAGGAGGAAGAAAAUGAACUGCAUCCUCAAGUGCACUAAAGUUGGAUCGGUGAUGCGAUCGGGCAGAGACAGAGUGGUAUCCAUGGUAACUGAUGAAUCAGAAAGUGUACUGGUCUGUCAUGGCAAUGAUGCAAAUGUGGAUGUGUUUACCCUCCCAUCUCAGGAGAAGCUCAAGAAACACCUCGCCAAGAGGGAAAAGAAAGCCAAAAGAAAAUUAAAGGAGCAGGAUGAGGUAGGGAGGUUACCGUGGAGAUCAAUCAAGAUGGCUGCCAAAGUGAGGGCACUUGAUAUUCUUGGGGAAGAAGGCAAUUCUCUGAAGUGCAUGUGCCUGCUCAACAACAACUCCAUCCAAACAUCGACCAUACACAUAGACAACAAGAAGGCUGAGUUGUCUGAUGUCAAAACCCUUGGCCUCCCAGCUCACCGAACCACACCGAGGACGACAUGCUUCAGCUCCGACAACCUGGCCAUAUUGUCAGCCAGCAGCGAGUCCAUCAAGAUCUGGAACAGGGACUCCCUGCAGCCAAUCCGCACCAUGGCGUGUGACUACGCCCUUGCCUCCAUGUUUGCCCCUGGUGAUAGACAUGCGAUCAUUGGCACCAAGAGUGGGAGGCUGCAGAUAUUUGAUGUGUCAUCGGGAUCCUUGCUGGAAAACAUAGAUGCUCACUCUGGUCCCCUGUGGUCCAUCUCCAUGGCCCCGGAUAAGAGAGGCAUAAUGAGUGGCAGCGCUGAUCACAACGUCAAAUUCUGGAACUUCGAGCUCAUUACGGACGAAGAUUCAACAAGCAAACGUCUGACUCUGGACCACAAGAAGACACUGAAGAUGGAUGAGGAUGUGCUGUGUGUCAAGUACAGUCCUGACCAGAAGUUAGUUGCUGCCUCAUUGAUGGACAACACAGUGAAGGUUUUCUUUUCCGACACACUCAAGUUCUUCCUGUCGAUGUAUGGUCACAAGCUCCCUGUGUUGUGUAUGGACAUAUCAUCCGACAGCACGUUGCUGGUGACAGGAUCCGCUGACAGGAACGUCAAGAUCUGGGGGAUGGACUUUGGGGACUGUCACCGGUCUAUAUUUGCCCAUGAUGACAGCAUCAUGUGCAUACAGUUCGUGCCCCGGACUCACCUGUUCUUCACUGGAGGCAAGGACAGGAAGCUCAAACAGUGGGAUGCUGACAACUUCGAACUCGUCUCGACACUCCAGGGUCACCAUGGAGAGGUGUUCAGUCUCAGUAUCAGCUCCAGUGCCAACUUCGAGGUGUCCGGUUCCCAGGACCGGUCCCUCCGUCUGUGGGAGAAGACCCAGGAGGUGUUGGUGCUGGAGGAUGAGCGAGAGAUGGAACGUGAGCAGGAGUUUGAGGAGGCGAUAUCCAAUGAAAUGGAAGCAGUGGUACCAGGGGAGACAACUACUGAGGUCGCUCUCGCUGGGAAGAAAACAGCGGAAACUGUUAAAGCAGCCGAGCGGCUGAUGGAGGCCAUUGAGGUGUACAAGGAGGAGAGUGCCAACAUACAGCUACACAAGGACGAGUGUCGGAAGACUGGGAAGGAGCUGGCUCCUCCCCAACUGAACCCACUCAUCAUGGCAUAUGGAGUUACCUCCCCUACACGCUACCUGCUGGAGGUCAUCAAGAGAAUCAAGUCCAGUGAGCUGGAGGAGGCAUUGUUGGUGUUGCCGUUCAACUAUGUAAUGGACCUGCUGAAGGUGCUGGACAUCUUCCUCCAGGCCGGAUGGGAGCCUGAGCUCUCCUGUCGAUGCCUUCUCUUCCUCCUCAGAGUGCACCAUGGUCAGAUUACCUCAAGCCAGACACUGCUUCCUGUUAUAGACAGACUGAGAUCAAGCACCCUCUCACAGGUUACACAGCUAAGGGAUCAGAUCGGGUUCAACUUGGCUGGGCUUCAGUUCCUACAGAGUCAAAUUGAGAGGUCAGACGAAGUCGUGUUCUUCAAGGAUGCAACAGACAGACUUCGAGAGAAGAAAAGGAAGAAGAAAAAGAAAGUCAUACUUGCGAUCAAAACAUGACAUUGUAUAUUGUUGAAAUAAAUUGUUUUAUUAUGAA
This is a messenger RNA of Haliotis rubra (blacklip abalone), 2932 nucleotides long. Its product is annotated as WD repeat-containing protein 3-like. Gene Ontology annotation, cellular component: small-subunit processome; Pwp2p-containing subcomplex of 90S preribosome. Gene Ontology annotation, molecular function: snoRNA binding; protein binding. Gene Ontology annotation, biological process: maturation of SSU-rRNA. NCBI's taxonomy places the organism in Eukaryota, Metazoa, Mollusca, Gastropoda, Lepetellida, Haliotidae. The record is from RefSeq and is a predicted model, not a curated record.